Molecule: messenger RNA, 2315 nt
Organism: Bolinopsis microptera
Lineage: Eukaryota; Metazoa; Ctenophora; Tentaculata; Lobata; Bolinopsidae
Product: ubiquitin-conjugating enzyme E2 Q2-like
Exons: 11
Coding region: 24-1106 (360 amino acids)
Source: RefSeq, a predicted model, not a curated record
AUCUAUUAAAAUUUCAGCAUGUCAUGCAAUCUUUAAAGAAUGAGAUAAAUGAACUGCACGAAAAGCUUAGCCAGGCAGGAGAACAGGCACGUUUAAAGAUCCUAUCCCGGAAUGUCGACGAAAUCUUAUUUACAUUCCUAGACAAUUCUGAAAAACAUCAUUCAAUCACCUGCAACAUAUUUGAAGGAUACCCCGACCAGGCCCCAUUGUGGUGUACAGCAUCUGAUGACACCACUAUCAACAAUGCUAUCGACAAAAUCAACAGUUCAGGACGAAGUAUAAUGUCCGCCUCUCAAGUCCUGAUAACGGAGCUAUGUACUGCGUUUGGGCUGAGCUCCGCUUCUAACAUAGACCUGUGUAACGGGGUGGGGUCCAGCAGUGCUACGCUCGAGUGUGACAUGGAUUCGGCCGAUGACGCAGAUUCUAUUCUAUCUGACGAUAUGAGUGAGGCGGAUGUUCUUUCUGAUACUAAUAUGGACAGUGAGGAGAAGGCAGACAUAGAAUUAAUGAAACCGGAACAGUUCGCUUCUCUGGAGCGAAUAAAGCAGACUAUUCGCAAGGAUCAGGAACAGGGCAUGAUGUACGGGUCGGUACAAGCUACAGACCGAAUUAUGAAAGAACUGAAAGAGAUUUACAAAUCUGAAGGCUACAAGACGGGAGUUUACACUGUGUCAAUAAACAACGACAAUCUUUACAGCUGGGAUGUGUUCCUGCAAAAGGUUGAUCCGGACUCCCCUCUGAUGGACGAUAUCAAAAAGUUGGAUCCCAAUCCCCAACACAUUCACCUAGCUAUAAGCUUCGGCCCAUCCUUCCCUUUCGAACCCCCCUUCGUCAGGGUAGUCGCUCCGCACAUUAGUCGUGGGUAUGUAAUGAGGGGUGGAGCAAUAUGUAUGGAAUUAUUAACUCGACAGGGGUGGAGUAGUGCUUACUCUUUAGAGUCCCUGAUUACCCAGAUAUCUGCUACCCUGGUAAAGGGCAAAGCUAGGAUCACAUUCAAUCACAAGGGUACGCCCUAUACCUUCGAGCGAGCACUUUGUUCCUUCAAUGCACUUGUGGAGAGUCACGAGGCACAAGGUUGGGUGACUCCACCAAAAGAAGAAGGCUGACACACAAGAGUAGGGAUCUACAUUACUUCAGAGAAAAGAAACACGUGAUCGCAUGUGGAUCAGGCGAAGAAACAGACUAUGGUUGAACAAGGCACAUGACUUCAAACCGAUCAUAUCACUUCCGAGCAUGCAUGACUUGAAACAUCGCGUUGUUUUUAUGAAAUAUUUUCCUAAGUGCAGCGCAGAGCGCGAAUGUAGCUUCCCAAGUUGACUAGUAUAAAAUUGAUAGAAUCAAUGAUGCAUUGGUUAAAGUGUGAUUGGAUCGGUUGUUGUUAUAUAAUUGGAUACUUGAUCCACUUUCCGAGAAUUAGUGUGUGCUUUCCUUUAUAAUUUAUGAGACUUGUCGGAUACUGUUUUAUGUCCAGUAAAAUACUAGAUUGGUUAGACUUAGACGAGUUUAAGUUGAUUUAAUAGAAGAAAGUUGGCAUCAGUCCUUCUGAUUAAUCCUUGUAUAGCAACUCGCAUACCUCUUCCACCGAGAACUUCAACUAAAGCUGACGAUGUCUAACCGAUAGUAAUACAUAAUAUGAUGAUUUAAUUGCAUAUUUUAUUACUGAGCUUGAGAGUGAAAAAGUUAAAAAUCUUGUCUGUUAAAGAAGUAAGAACGUUAUCGUAUUUUUAUUGUUUAAGUUCGUCUUUGGCACUCUUUUUCACUUUCUGAAUUGCGCAGUGUUUUUAGCUCAAUCUUAUGUUUAUCAAGCACUUCGUGCUCCAGUUUCAAAUUCAAGGCAAACUUUGAUUCCAAAUGGGUGCUUAAACGAAAAGUUGGAGAAUUUGUUAGUUAUUUUUUAAUCUGUAACUAUUUAAAUUAUCUGUUCCAGAAGGGAGAAUACAACUCAAAAAUUUCAUUUGUUACUCGAGGGGUGAUGAUUAAUCACUUUUCUGUAGACCGAAGCGUGAUUGCUAGACCAGUAUUGACAGCCUUGCGAGCGCUCCUGUCUGAUUAACAGGUCACGCUCGCCCGGAUGAUGAUUAAUCACUCUACACUCUACUGUCAAGUGUCACGAGACUUAUUUAAGACUUCCACUUACCUAGUGCUUUGACCAUUGUUAAUGGUCCGGCCCGGCGCGCGCUACUUCUUAGCACUUGCCAUCGGGCCAUAAUAUUUCGAGAAGAAAGCGGCGCGCGCUACUCCGAUUGUAGGUUUACAACCUACCAGGACGCGCGCCGAGUUCAGAGUUGGACUCGUCGACGGAACAGAUAUUAUAC